GUCCUUUGGAGCUGCCCCGAGGUGGGAAAAAGAAUCAGUCGCUCAUUUUUUAUUUUUGGUCUUAACUCGCAUCUUGGUGAUACCACAGGCACAAGAUGUGGCUGUUUAUUGCAAUCCUGUUUCUCCUACAAGCACCCACGAACUCCGAAGAUGCCACCAAGCAGAAAAAGGCUCUAAAUCCUGAGAGUUUCAUGAACGUUAGCCAAAUCAUCUGUCACAGAGGGUACCCCAGUGAGGAGUAUGAUGUCCUGACUCGUGAUGGCUACUACAUCCACCUGAACAGAAUUCCUCAUGGAAGAGAAAAGCCUAAGAACAGAGGGCCCAGGCCAGUUGUGUUUCUCCAGCAUGGGAUACUUGGAGAAGGCAGCCACUGGGUGGAAAAUCUGGCUAACAACAGCCUUGGCUUCAUCCUAGCAGACUCUGGCUACGACGUGUGGCUGGGAAACAGCCGUGGGACGAGCUGGUCCAGGAGACACCAGCACCUUUCAGCUGACCAGGUGGAAUUCUGGGAUUUCAGCUUCCAUGAGAUGGCAAUGUACGACCUCCCGGCCGCCAUCGACUUUGUGCUGCAGAAAACGGGGCAGAAGCAGCUCCACUACGUUGGCUACUCCCAGGGCUGCACAAUUGCGUUUAUUGCGUUUUCAUCCAUGCCCGAACUGGCUCAGAAAGUCAAAAUGUUUUUUGCCCUGGCUCCAGUAGUGGUACCCAAGCACUCCAAAAGUCCAUUAAUAAAGAUGCAGCUCCUCCUGGACAACAAGCUCAAGAUGAUUCCGCUGCUGCUGGGCAGGACGGACGCGUCCCUGCACGUGAGGAAGCUGUGGCGGUUCCUCCCGGAGCUGUGCAGGCACACGCUGCUGCACAAGCCCUGUGCCAACCUCCUCUUCCUGCUCAGUGGCUACAACGAGAAGAACCUCAACACGACACGGCUGGAUGUGUACACAUCCCACUAUCCAGAUGGCACCUCUGUCAAAAACAUCAUCCACUGGGCCCAGGUGAUAAAAUCUGGAGAAUUCAAAGCCUUUGACUAUGGCAGUGAGAACCCAGCCAGGUACCACCAGGACACACCGCCCUCGUACCGCGUGGAGGAGAUGCCGGUGCCCACCGCCGUGUGGUCGGGAGGGCAGGACUGGGCAGCUGACUGGAGGGACGUGCUCCUGCUGCUGCCCCGCAUCAGCCACCUCCUCACCUACACCCACAUCCCCGACUGGAACCACUGGGACUUUGUCUGGGGCCUGGACGCCCCUGGGCGCCUCUACAGCAGCAUCCUGAGGAUGAUGGAGGGGUCUCGGUAGAGGUGCCGGUGGCCUGGCCCCUGUCCCUCAGCUGAGACAGCCCCAGGAGGGGGUGGGACACUCCCUGCUGUCCCCUCCUUCCUGAUGUGCUUGUGGUGAUGGUGCUUUCCACACAUCCCUUGGUGGCUGGGGUCUCUCCUCCUCAAGCACUGGUGGCACAGCACUGGGAGGGCAGCACUGGGGUCAGCGCAGGCACCAGAGCAGGCAGGAGCCACCAGCAAGGGUCCCAACAUGAUAGUGAUGAGCCACGGGGACAUGGGGACCCUGCCAUGACCCCACAGUGGCUGCCCAGUGGGUUGUGGAUUAGAGGAGGUGAGAGGGAGCUGGGCCUGUUGGGUCUGGCACGCAAAGGAAUGGAGGGGAUGGGUGAGGCCAAACCCUUCUUGGCAGCAGCAACAGGUGAUGCAACGAGGGGUUCUGGCCCCAGAUUGCAGCCCAGGAGAGUUCAGGUUGGAUGUGGAGAAUCCUUUUUCUCCAAGACAAGUCCCCAGGGAAGUGGAAGGUCUCCAUCUGGGCCCAGCCAGGCACCUGCCUUGUUUGGGCUGGGAUUCCCCAGGAAUGGCUGCUUGGCUCGGCACCAGGACACUGGGAAUCCCUCAUCCCUGGGAGCUGGUGACCCCAAAUGCCCUGGGCUGGGUCACAGGGCCACCAUCCCUCAGGAAGCUGCUGCCAGGCUGAUGUCCUCAGCCCCUCCCACCGUGCUGCUUGCUGCAAACCCGGAGGUGGGGAAAAUCCCUCCAAAAUAAAUACUCAAAGGGGAUGCUUUGACAUCCCCAGCUCUUU
This is a messenger RNA of Oenanthe melanoleuca, 2075 nucleotides long. Its product is annotated as lipase member M-like. Gene Ontology annotation, molecular function: hydrolase activity, acting on ester bonds. The transcript has 10 exons. The coding region runs from base 96 to 1292 and encodes 398 amino acids. NCBI's taxonomy places the organism in Eukaryota, Metazoa, Chordata, Aves, Passeriformes, Muscicapidae. The record is from RefSeq and is a predicted model, not a curated record.